Messenger RNA from Onychomys torridus (southern grasshopper mouse), 5342 nucleotides. It is a transcript of the gene Als2cl, whose product is annotated as ALS2 C-terminal like. The transcript is spliced from 26 exons. Bases 617 to 3475 code for a protein of 952 amino acids. The record is from RefSeq and is a predicted model, not a curated record. Lineage: Eukaryota; Metazoa; Chordata; Mammalia; Rodentia; Cricetidae.
UCAAGAAAGCUAAGGGCUGAAAGUUCCUCUCCCCAUCCCUUAGGAAAACAAAGACUGGAUGGCAAGGCUAUUUCCCUUCACACCCGGACACACGGAGACUCCUUGUAUCCCUGAUGUCAGAGGCCGUGCUCUGCCAUCAGACCAGGGACUCUGUCUAAGGGAGAAGGGCAAGGGGCCGUGUCACCCCACCAGGCAAGAUGAAGGGAGAGAGCCAGCUCCUCGCACCCUCAACCCCCUGUCUGGACGAUGCCAGCUUCGCCUACCCUCCGUGAUGUGGUGCCUCACCUCCACCAGCUGCGUGGCGACCCCCGCCAGGCAGGCCCCCAGCGCGGCGCCGCCCAGAGCCCAGAGUCGCCCCGCGCCUCUCUGCCGCCCGGCCAUGUUCUCCCGCCGCGCGCUCAGCCGGUGCAGGUCCUGGGAGCGGGGGGCUGAUGCACACGGCUGCCAGGUGACUGCCCCUGGCCACCGGCAGGCGGUGACGGUGGUGGCGGCGGCAGAGAAUUCUGGCCGCGGGCGGUUGAGCCCGCAUCAUUUAUUCAUCGUGGGUGUCAGGUUCCUGGGACGCCACCUGCGCCAUCACCGCUGAGAUGAGGGCCCCGUGUCCCACACCCUGGCUAUGUGUAGCUCUGAGGAAGCAGACCUGCUUCGGCUGGAGGAGGUCUUCUCAACCACCCUUGCCCGCACCAACAGUCUCAUUCUCCAGCCCCUGCUCUUGGCUGACCCGGAACCCUCAGACUCCUGUGGUAGAGAGUGCCUUCGGCUUCUGCAGCAGCUCCAUGAAAGUACCCAGCGGUUAUGGAAGGUGACGGACCAGAGCCUGCAUUCGCUUCGGCAGAGGCUAUACCACCCACCCUCCAUGGGCCUGGAAGCCUUGCUGUUACUGAAAAACGCUGACUGUGUCUUGCAGGCCCAUGUGGAGUACAUCAAGUCCUAUACUGACUGUGUGGUGGUGCAGGCCUUUCAGAGUGUCUCAAAGAAGAGGAGCGAGUACUGGAGGAGCCAGAGGAAGAAGCUGCCACAGUUGCUGUCCUGGGUGAGCUCUGAGGGCUCAAUGGGCACCAUGCUGUGCCAGGCCCUCAGCCAGCCACUCACCCAGCACGUGCAGAAAUAUGUGUUCCUCCUACUGAGCCUCAGAGACACCCUUGACAAGCACCACCCGGCCCAGGAGCUGGUGUUGCAUGCAGUCACCCAGUUUGGGAACCUGCAGUCCUUCAUGAGGCAGGCCUUGGACCAAGCUGUGGCCACUCAGGCCCUGUGGCACAGCCUCAGCAGCCGGGUGAGGGAUGUGCUCUGUACCCCUGCCCACCGACUCCUACAGGAUAGCCAGGACAUCCCUGUGGUGGUCACCCCGCUGCGAGCUGAGCGCGUGCUGCUCUUUGAUGAUGCCCUGGUCCUGCUACAGGGCCACAAUAUCCACACUUUUGACCUGAAGUUGGUGUGGGUAGAUCCUGGCCAAGAUAAGUGUGUGCUGGGCAUCCUCACUCCUGAAGAAGAGUUCUCCUUUCAUGCCAGAGACCCCCAGGGCCAGGUUGUCUGGCAGUGGAAAGUGACCCAGGCUGUGUGCCAGGCCCUGUGUGGCAAGAAGGACUUCCCUUUGCUGGGGUCAGACCGGGAGUCAUCUGUACCCCCUGACUGCCGCUAUGUGGCCUAUACUUUCCGCCAUGAGGGCCGGCUCUACCAGGCUACCUAUGAGGGUUAUUGGUGUCGGGCCAAGCCCCAUGGCAAGGGAACCCUGAAGUGGCCAGAUGGGCGGAACCAUGUGGGGGAUUUCUGCCAGGGCCUAGAGCAUGGCUUUGGCAUCUGCCUGGUGCCCCAGGCCUCUGACGACAAGUUUGACUGUUACAAGUGUCACUGGCGGGAAGGCAGCAUGUGUGACUAUGGCAUCUGUGAGUACGGCACUGACAGGGUGUACAAGGGCUAUUUUCAGGCUGGCCUUCGGCAUGGAUUUGGUGUCCUUGAGAGUACCCCACAGGCCUCCCAGCCCUUCAGGUACACGGGCCACUGGGAGAGAGGCCAGAGGAGUGGCUAUGGCAUUGAGGACAACAGUGAGAGAGGUGAGCGCUACAUCGGCAUGUGGCAGGCUGACCAGCGACAGGGCCCUGGGGUCUUGGUCACCCAGGCAGGCGUCUGCUAUCAAGGCACAUUCCAAGGGGACAAGAUGGCCGGCCCGGGCAUCCUGCUGUGGGAGGAUGAUUCUCUGCACGAGGGUACUUUCACCAAGGACCUGGCACUCCAAGGGAAGGGUAAGAUCACCUUCCCCAAUGGCUUCACUUUGGAUGGUUCUUUCAGCAGUGGGGCAGAUAAAGGACUGUACACACAGGGAGUGCUGGACACAGCUGCCCUCCCGCCCGACCUAGCCAGCACACGCAAGAGACAGCUGGGGCUGGGUGUCUUCCCUGUGGAGAGCCGCUGGCAAGGAGUCUACAGACCCUUCCAGGACUUCGUGCGUUCGGGCUGUCCUGGGGACCUGCACGAAGCCCUACUGGGCUUCCAUGUGCAGAGCUCCAGGGAGCUCCGUGAGUCUCAGGAGUACCUGUGCUGUGAGAGGAGCCACCCCAAGGACUGUGCGGGCAGCAUGGAAGACAUCCUGAAGGAGCUGCUGCAGCACCGUGAGCCCCAGGCCCUGCAGCAGUACCUCAGGAAGGCUCUGAGCAAUUCCCGACACCCCCUGGGGAAGUUACUCCGCACCCUGAUGCUGACCUUCCAGGCCACGUAUUCGGGCAUAGGAGCCAACAAACACCUACAGGGGAUGGCUCAGGAGGAGGUGAAGCAACAUGCCCAGGAGCUUUGGGCUGCCUACAGGGGUCUGCUGAAGGUUGCCUUACAGCGCCAGGGCCAGACCCUGGAGGAGGAGGACAUGGAGACAAGGGACCUACAGGUGCACAGGCUGCUGUUGCCCCUCAUCUUGCCCAGCUUCUACUCAGAGCUCUUCACACUCUACCUGCUUCUUCACGAGAGAGAGGACGGGUUGUACAGCCAGGGCAUCACCAACCUCAGCCUGUUUCCUGACACAAAGCUGCUGGAGUUCCUGGAUGUGCAGAAGCACCUGUGGCCCUUCAAGGACCUCAGGCUGACAAGCAAUCAGAGAUAUUCUCUGGUCCGGGACAAGUGUUUCCUGUCAGCCACUGAGUGUCUGCAGAAGAUCAUCACCACAGUGGACCCUUGGGAGAAGCUGGAGGUGCUGGAGAAGACCUACGGGGAAAUUGAGGCCACGGUGUCUCGGGUGCUGGGCCGGGAAUACAAAUUACCCAUGGAUGACCUCCUGCCUCUGCUUAUCUACGUGGUGUCACGAGCUCGAAUUCAGCAUCUGGGAGCUGAGAUCCACCUGAUCCGGGACAUGAUGGACCCCAUCCACACAGGCGGCCUCUAUGACUUCCUGCUCACAGCUUUGGAGUCCUGUUAUCAGCACAUCCAGAAGGAAGAAGUGCGGCUGCACCGUCUGCCUGGCCACUGGGACUCUAGAGAACUCUGGUGACGUGGCCACUCCGGACCGAUGCAGAGCUAGGGGCCGCAUGGCCGCAGUGGGCUUUCCUGGAGCAAGCAUUACCCACUCGCUCCCCAUCGCCUGGGUCAGGGCGGGCUGUGGAGAUGGUUCUCAAAGGAGAGGGUGGUGUUUUCUACAGGCACACAGUCAGCUGCUGUGACCCCACAGCUGAUAGCUCUCCUUUGGCCUCUGGUCUGAGCUCUGAUAACCUUUUCUCAAAAGUAGCACCAUCUUGGGCCAGGAGCCCUAGCCUCAUUCCGCCUCAGCCCUUCCUCAGUAGCUGUCCGUCUCCGGGCUGCGUGUCGUGUGAUGGUGGAGAUGAUUUCCAACAUUCUUCCAGUCCAGUUUCCCGAGCUCUGCAGCCCUCCCCCCAGAUCUGGCUUCAUUCAUUUCUUUGGACUGAAAUGGAAAUCCAUCUCAUUUCUGUCUCUCUGCUCCUGGCUAGAAGGUCCCAAGCUGCAGAAGCUGUUCCUUUGCCCCUGAGUUCUGCCCGGGGACCUGUCUCCUCAGCUGGGCUUCAGGCUUGAGCUGGCCUCUCAGGAGGACCCUGUGGCAGGAGACCUCAGCUCUGUGCCAAGCUGCCUUGUUGCCUCUGGCAGGCCCUGCCCUUUGCAAGGACAGGAGAUGUAAACAGCCGACUGCAGGUAGCCCAUAAAUGACAUACCUGAGACAUUUUGUGGCCUCUCUGUGGGAGGGACAGCAGGAAUAUUCAAGGCUUGCUAGUUCCCUGACAGAUGAGAAUCUCUGGCUCAGGACCAUGAGCAAGUCUGGUCAAGUGCUGGGCUCUGGGUCCCUGUUUCUGGCUCCAGGGAGGCCUCCCAUCAAUUCAGCCUGUGUGGGAAGGGCCAAGGGAGAUGUCGAGACAGGUGCACAGGCCAGGGCUGAGGACCACCCUCAGAGUGUCUCAGGAAGUGUGGAGCACUGUAUGAAGAGCCCUUAUUCUCCUGCACUGCCAUGUCCAGAGCAAGCAAAGAGAGGCCUUCCCUGGCUGGAUCCGCCAAAUGAUGUGUGAACAUAGGGCCUGGGCUUGAGUUCUGUCAGGAACUUGUGUCCCCAGGAAAGUCCUUUGAAGGGUCAAACUGAUGGAGCGCUCUCUCUCUCUCUCUCUCUCUCUCUCUCUCUCUCUCUCUCUCUCUCUCUCUCUCUCUCUCUCUUUCUCUUCCCCCCCACCCCCAACAGCCCUAAGUGCCUGUGACACAGUUCAGCUGUGACAAAACCCUGCCACCCUCUCUCCUGUUUCCAACACUGACUGAACUUGGGCCUCUGGUCCUUGUGGUUCCACAGGGUUUCCUUAAUGUCCUGGUAGGUUCUAGGAGCAGCCAAGGCUGUAGCAAACUCUUAAGGCAAAAUUAACAUCUGAGAGGGACGCAGGACUGACUGAGUACAAGUGAGUGCCAGUCAGCCGCACACAUUUGGUGCUUCUGGAGGUGAUGGCCUCUCCUGGAUGGAUUCUGUCAUGGAUGUUAACUGUCCAGCCUAGAAUGUGCCCUGUUUUUUGACACGUGAGCCAUGCAAGAGGGCUGUCUUAGGAGUUCGUGGUUGCUGUCAUCAAUACCCUUAUGAAAUAAGAGACUCUGCAGGCCAGAUGGCACACCCUCUCACUCCACCUCACUUCAUGGUUUCCUAGAAGGUAGGCCCAGAGUCUGGACAGAAGACUGAAAGAUGAAAAGAUGAGACAUGAUGUGGUUAAAAUCUCUUCCAUCUAAGCUGGGCCUUCUUCAUUUCCCUUCCUGCCUUAUAAUUUUUUUUUCCUGGCUACUUCUCUGGGGUAUGGCCACAGUCUACUUAUUUAUUCGGGAUUUUUAAUAAAGCCAUUUUAUCUUUAUGUGUGUAUGUAUAAAGGCAAGAGCUAAUAUAA